Sclerotinia sclerotiorum 1980 UF-70 is the source of this 918-nucleotide messenger RNA. RefSeq lists its product as hypothetical. The record is from RefSeq and is a predicted model, not a curated record. The transcript is spliced from 2 exons. Gene Ontology annotation, molecular function: acyltransferase activity, transferring groups other than amino-acyl groups. The coding region runs from base 1 to 918 and encodes 305 amino acids. Lineage: Eukaryota; Fungi; Ascomycota; Leotiomycetes; Helotiales; Sclerotiniaceae.
AUGACCGCUGUCCCGGGAUUUCUGGCUAGUGCUGCGUUCUUUACUUUCCUUCGAGCAAAUUUAGUCCUACCACCGUCAACUCUCAACUCUACAUACUCAACACCUAUUCUCUACGCGUCUUCUUCUCAGACCCUCCCAACACUUCGCCCAUCCUCCCUCGCAAAUAUGUCUUCCAAUAUCGAUGAUGAUAUCAUUGUGCCCAAUCCUCUCGACGGCAUUCCCUCUCUCACAACUAUCGCCUUAACCACGGAAGAAGAUAAAACAAAAGCCCUAAAACUGGUUGCAGACUCUAUUGCGCAACAACGACAAAUUGCCGCUCAAGCAAUUAUUUUCCAUCCUCUCACCCUCACACUAUACGCAUUAAUAAUAGGAAUUGUUACAAAAUGGCAAUACACAGACACCAGUGAUUUUGGAUUACUAGCAACGACACUUGCAGGAGUAACAAUGGCAUGUUUGGUAGCAGUACGAGCUGCAACCGCUGGAUAUUUACACACGGCUGAGGAGUUCAAUUGGGAUUUUACUAGGAAUGAUGAUGGGGAGGAAGAUGUUAUCAUUGGUUCUCGAUAUGGCGAUGAAAUUAUUGGAGCACUUAUAUUACGUAUUGAGCGAGCACCUCAUAUAAAUGGAUCGCCAAAGAGAGGAAAAAGUGGAAAGAAAGGGGGAAAAGGUGUCGUGAGGGCGUGGACUACAAAAGUAAGGUACAGAGGUACCGGUGUGGGAACGGAGAUGUUGGAAGAGGCAGUUAGGGAGACGAGGGGAAAAUUAGGGAAUUCAGCUGAAGUGGGAUUUGCUAAGGAGCAUGCAAAUGCGAAGAUGAUACUACCGGAAGUUUUCAAUGGCGAAUUUAGAAAGAGGGAGAGGAGAGCUGCUGGUGCAUUGGAAGCGGUGCUUGAGAGUGCAAGGGGGAAGAAGAGAUAA